UUGUGGUCCGAGUAAAAACUUUAUCUUGGAACCUUCCGGGAAACAUCACAAGAAUAUUUAGUAUUCUUGAUACGUGUAUCGCCUUUUAAAACUUAGGUUUUUUUUUUUUUUUUGCAUAUUCAAUUGGUUGUUGCGUUCCCUGUUUGCAUGCAGAAGUUACUUUAUUAUAAUCUUGUAUCCAACUGUGCAUUUUCUUUGGCAACACUCGAUGCUCUUGGCUAUUUAUUCGCACGUCAAUUUUAUUUGGCAUUCCAGUCUCUCUCCCUAUCUUUGUCAUACGUGUAACUAUGUUGUCGGAACAUGUUAUUUGUCAUGAACAUAUCGUCAUAUAUAUAUAUAUAUGAAUGAUUAGGUCCAAAAUUUAGAUUUUAAACUGGAUGGAAGAGAACUGGUCUAAAAUAACUAGUCAAUCUCUUACCAGAUUUUUAAUGUAGCGAUACUUCCAUGUUGUUCAUUUUGAUGGUCAUCUCUUUUGGUCUCAUCAUAUACCUCAAAAAAUAAGAUGUGCUUUGAAACAGUACUUUUACAUGAUUGGACAAGACAAGAGUGGAGCAGUUCGUAGAGUCUUAAAGAUUAGCAGAUUAGAGCCUUUUGAGCUUGAUAUUACUGAAGACUCUACAACGUAUUCAGAAGUUGACUGCAAAGAAUUGCUAAAGAGGAUAGAUGAUGGAAAUAUGUCUACUGGUGGGCUUAAGUUUGUGACAACUUGUUAUGGUAUUGUUGGGUUUAUAAAGUUUCUAGGACCUUAUUACAUGCUUCUUGUCACAAAGAGGGAGAAGAUUGGUGUAAUUUGUGGACAUGCUAUCUAUUCCAUAACUGGGACCGACUUGUUUUCAAUUCCCAAUUCAACUGUGCUCUCAAAUAUGGCUUAUUCUAAGAAUGAGAACAGAUAUCUGAAGCUCCUAUGCACUGUGGAUCUCACGAGGGACUUCUUUUUUAGCUACUCCUACAAUAUCAUGUGUAGUCUUCAAAAGAACAUGAGGGACCAUGAAGCAGGACAUUUCCUUUAUGAAACAAUGUUCGUAUGGAAUGAAUUUAUGACUCGUGGUAUUCGAAAUCAUCUUAAGAAUACUCUCUGGACGGUUGCACUAGUGUAUGGGUUCUUUAAACAGGUAAACCUUCAGAUAUCAGGAAAGUGCUUUAACUUGAUCCUCAUAGCAAGACGAUCUCGACAUUACGCAGGAACCAGAUAUCUGAAACGAGGGGUGACUGAAGAAGGCUAUGUGGCGAAUGAUGUUGAGACAGAACAGAUUGUAAUAACAGAUGCCCCUGAUGGAUGUACUCAGAUAAGUUCUGUCGUGCAGAACAGGGGUUCAAUACCGCUUUUCUGGUCACAAGAAACUUCAAGAUGGCAUAUGAAACCCGACAUUAUUUUGUCCAAGAAGGACCCCGGUUAUAAAGCUACUAGACUCCACUUCAUAAAUCUUGCAAAGAGAUAUGGAAAUCCAAUCAUAAUUCUAAAUUUGAUCAAGAUUCGAGAAAAGAGACCUAGAGAAUCUGUGCUUUGCGCAGAGUUCCACAAUGCUAUUGAUAUAAUAAAUAGAGAUCUGCGUGCAGAAAACCGCUUAAAGUUCCUUCAUUGGGAUCUAAGCAAUUUCUCCAGGAGCAAAACAAUGAACGUACUGUUAAUACUAGCUAAGUUGGCUGAACAAGCAUUAAAAUUAACUGGGAUCUUCUAUUGCCAAGCCCAGUCAUCUUCAAAAAGAAAGGAGAUAUUCAACUGGUUUUCCUCUGAGAAUUCAGAGCGGAGUAAUAUUAUCAAGGCAUCAUUUCAGAACGGAGUUCUAAGAACAAAUUGCAUAGACUGUUUGGACCGCACAAACGUCGCGCAAUUUGCCUAUGGCUUGGUCGCUUUUAUUCGUCAGCUCAACACUUUGAGACUUUUAGAUACUCCAAGCAUAGAUCUCGAUUCUCCCUUGGCAGAUGAAUUAUUAAGGUUGUACGAAAUGAUGGGGGACGAGCUUGCGUUACAAUACGGGGGAUCUGCAGCCCACAAUAAGAUUUUCUGUCAGAGAAGAGGCCAGUGGAAGGCUGCAACUAAAUCACAAGAACUAUUUAGAAUACUGCAACGUUAUUAUAGCAAUACUUACAGGGAUGCUGAAAAGCAAGAUGCGAUUAAUGUGUUUCUUGGCCAUUACAAGCCACAUCAAGGGAAUCUAGAACUAUGGGUGUUGGAUUCAGACCAACAUCCUCCCAAUGCUAGAAACGGCCGUCCUUAUUUUCUACAGGAAAAUGCAAGGUCAGAGAUUUUGAGGUCAUUGUCGGAUGGGAUCGUUCUCAGUGAAGCUAAAUCUCCUAAUGAAAAUGCAAAUGUUAGCAAGGAAGAAAAAAUCAAGCCAGUAUUUCCUGACAAGAUGCAAGAUAGUAACAAGGGUCAUUCGGAAUCCGCUCCUGAUAUCUUUACCUGUAAAAUUCAGGCAUCUUACUUCAGAUUUACCCCAGGAUUGCCUGACAGACAGCUUUUUCCCAAAAACUCUGAGGAAGACUUAUUCAGUUCUAACUUUAUCGACUUGGAUUGGAACUCCCAGUCGGAAAAUUUAUACGAGGAAGAAAUGUAUGACGGAUAUCCAGUUGUAAAUCAUGAUGGUCUAUCAUCUGAUAAUCUGGUUAAUGAGCUAAAUGUCGGUGGCGAAUCUGGAUGUAGCAUGCAGGGAAAGGAGACGAAUACUAAAGACAGGGAGCAUGAUGGUGAAUGCAGUUCAAACAUCCUCGCCGACUUUUCCUUUGCAAGAAUGAUGGAGAAAUGUUGUUCCUUCAAUUGAAGGAAGUUCUUGCAAGAGGUUUUUAAGCGGUAAUAUCAUCCAAGGAUGUGAAGACCAAGAAGCUGAGAAUUUGACAGAGGACAUACAAAUAGAAUACAAAAUGCAAGCUAGGUAGUGAUAAUGCCUGUCCGAGGCAUUCAUGUUAAAGACUUAAAGUUUUAUACUAGCCAUAGAAUUACUGGAUCUCAUGAUCGUGUACAUGCUUUUUUUAAUUAUAUUUACUCCCCGUGUAUAAUUAUUUGUAGUUCACAAACGAUAGUUUUACUAUCAUUAAGCGUGAAGAAGUUCAAAUUUCUUUGUCAUUUUGAUCCCAAGUCAGUUUCAUGAGAGGCUGAUAGCUAAUAAUUAUUGUGCAGAAUCUGCAUGCAAAAUUAGCACUUGUGCCUUGGAAGAGAACCUUUUUAUACUAGCAAAUUGAAUUGUACAGAUAUCACAGAUUAAUAACUGUUAUUGAUACUAAAUCUGAUUUCAGAUUUUAUAA
Messenger RNA from Daucus carota subsp. sativus, 3243 nucleotides. Its product is annotated as phosphoinositide phosphatase SAC2. Gene Ontology annotation, molecular function: phosphatidylinositol-3,5-bisphosphate 5-phosphatase activity. The transcript has 15 exons. Bases 528 to 2762 code for a protein of 744 amino acids. The record is from RefSeq and is a predicted model, not a curated record. NCBI's taxonomy places the organism in Eukaryota, Viridiplantae, Streptophyta, Magnoliopsida, Apiales, Apiaceae. Gene Ontology annotation, biological process: phosphatidylinositol dephosphorylation. Gene Ontology annotation, cellular component: intracellular membrane-bounded organelle.